This is a messenger RNA of Drosophila mauritiana, 2329 nucleotides long. RefSeq names its product clusterin-associated protein 1 (gene Cluap1). The transcript is spliced from 4 exons. Gene Ontology annotation, cellular component: centrosome; intraciliary transport particle B; cilium. Lineage: Eukaryota; Metazoa; Arthropoda; Insecta; Diptera; Drosophilidae. The coding region runs from base 608 to 2248 and encodes 546 amino acids. Gene Ontology annotation, biological process: cilium assembly. The record is from RefSeq and is a predicted model, not a curated record.
CUAGUGUCUUUGGUUAUACGGUGCUUAAAAUGUCUAAAACUAUUUUUGUUCGUCUCUUGUGUUUCCUCUAGACUUCAAUCGCAGGACGGAAACUAAAAGUCAUCGCUGAUUAAAGUCUGGCAGUGGCAUUAAGGAGUAGAUUGAAAUUGAGCGGAAAUUAGAUAAAAUCUGUGGCUUGCUAAAUUAAUUACAAGAUUAAUAAGGGCUAUGUAGAACAACUUGAAAUUAUGUGUCCAACAGGUUAAUUUCAGUUGAGAUAGUGGCGCCCUCUGUCAGGCAAGCUUAAUUUUUAAAAAUCCCAAUUAUCGUAUUUCAAUAAUUCGUUCUUAGCAACCCUUACAUUUUUGAUGGAAUGGAAACCGCGCAACCGUUUCCCAGGUGAACUCCGUGCGACCGUCCACAGCAAUCGAAUGAAUGUUAGCCAAAGAUAGCAGGGGUACACUGCGAUAAGUUUCAUAUGACACCUGAUAGCAAUCUGUCAACCAUAAAUUUGGGAUUCGGUGGCCCAAACAAAAGCUCCAACGACCACAACAAAUGACGGUGUGGAAAAUGCAAUUGCCAGCGCAGCCGGCGCAGCGAAAACAGGUGAACUCGUCGGAAACCAGGAAUGUCCUUCAAGGAUGUGCGAGAUCUGGGGGAACAUCUUAAGCUGUUGGGGUUCCCGCGCGUGUUUCCCCUCCAAUCCCUGGCCAAUCAGCAUGGCAGCCUGGCCAGUUUCCACAUAGUUGCCGAGCUCCUUCAAUGGCUAGCAGGACUAAUGGAACCAGGUGCCACUUUACCCGGCGGCGUUGAAUCGGAGGAGCAGCGGGUUCUUCUCGUCCGUUCGGCGACCGAGUUUUUUGUGACCAAGGCAGCCAUUCGUAUUAAUCCCCGAAAACUGUAUGAAGCCGCUGCGGUUACGGCGGCAGAGCUACAGAAGGUAACCCGACUCUUGACAUUCCCAGGACAAAACGAAGCGGACAACGACGAGGAGGACCAAAGGGACCAGUACCGGAGCCUAAACCCCGUGGAUAUUGGCGAUAAAAUAGAGGAAUUGCGUAAGGCUCGGGAACUGGCCACAGACUUAACCCAGCGAGGCACAACCAUAUGCGAGAUGCUUUCGAAGGAACUGCUCCACAAGGAAUCGCUGAUGUCUCAGGCCCAACGACCCUUGGAGCUGCUCAGCGUGGAGCGGACCCUGAAGAACGCCAUCCAAGCUAGCCAAGUUCGCCUCCAAUCGAGUAGAGCCCAACUGGAGGCAGCCAAGGUGGAGCUCAAUGCUCUGGGCUCCAAGCUGCAGCGCCGUCGGGCGGAGCUCGAGCGAACCCGCCAAAGACUGGAGGCACUGCAGCGCAUUCGACCGGCGCACAUGGCCGAGUUCGAGGACUGUGAAAAGGAGUUGCAGGAGCUUUUCCAGCGCUACUUUCUCAGGCUGCAUGUACGCGAUGCUCUAAAGUCCCAGCUGGACCUGCGGACUAAACGUGCCACACCUAUCGCCUCACCCAUUCUGCAAAAGCCGGCAGAGAACUCAAUGCCCUUCAUCCCGGAUGGACUCAUCGAGGACGACGAUGACGAGGACGAUCUGGAUGACGAGGAUGAGGGCGAUGAUGGUGGCGAAGCACUUUCCCGCCUCGAAAUGGUGGUCAAUGGCAGGAGUGUCUUCGGCCUGGACUCGGAGAUACCCGACAUACGGGACGAGGACAAGCUGAUGCAACAGAACAGCGUGGUUUCCGCCCAGGGAAAACGUCCUGGUACCGCCACCUCCAGGAUUAGACCCACAACGGGUAGAAGCAGGAAGGCAGUCGGAGGUAAGGAAGUUCUAAUUUCACAAACCUAUUUACCAGCUCAAAUAACGAAAAUCCAAGGAAGAGGCGCAGCCGGCCCGGAUGGAGGUACUGAUGCCAGGGCAGCCCGCGGCUCCAGGAGAGGUGUUGCGACUGGAGGAGACGCCGGUGGCACCCAUCGAAACGGCCGCAACGGACCCGGCAGCAGUAUGCUCAACUCACGGGACGACGACAGCAGCUUCGGGAGCUCCGAAAGCGAACUGGAUGUGGGUGAGAUCAUGGGCAUGAGCGGAAUGAGUGGCAUGAGUGGCAUGAGCGCUAUCAGCGGGAUAAGUGGGAUGAGCAAUAUUGCCUUGGGAGCCGGCGAUGACGAUUUUGAUCUGAACUCGAUCGAUGACAUUAGCAUUUCAAAGUUAACUGGCGAACUGCCACUUAGACCGAAGACCGCCAAUAAAGCGGAGCACCACAGCGAUGAGGAUUUCUAGGGAUAACUAUUUAUAUAUAUUUACUAAUUUUAUAAACUCAGCCAGAAGGCACACAGGUUGUAAAAAGUAAAUAAAAUAUUC